AAGACUUUAAAAAAGCUCGUGUGUACGGAAGUGAGUCGCGAAUACGAUAUCUAAUUCUCUAAUACUCUAAUAUCCACCUAAUGGCCAUGUUGACUCCCGAUGCCCAGAGCAAGUUCCGGCCUCGGCGCCGCCACAAGAAGUCGAGGAAUGGAUGCAUGGAGUGUAAGCGGAGGAGGAUCAAGUGCGAUGAGAUGAAGCCGUCGUGCUCAAGAUGUAUCCUGACCCGGCAAGAGUGCAUCUACCGGCCAACAUCACCCCCGCCGCAGGCUGCAGCGAAUGUCGAGCCAUCGCUGUUUCUGCCGCCUCCAAGCCCGCGCAGUGCAGUCUCGCCCUCGCCAUCUCCAUCAUAUGAGAUUCCGAGACUGUCGCCGGCCCCGUUUGUCAAGCCCACGCAGCACUUUGACUUUGACACGACCGACGCUGGCCUCUACCACCACUACCUGCAGCACACCUGCCGCUCGCUGACGGACAACCAGCAAGAUCACCACGCCCUGCAAAUAUGCAUACCAACCUUGGCGCUGCGGAGCAAGACCGUCUACCACUCCAUCUUGGCCGUCUCCGCCGCGUGCAUGUGCUGCGACAUGAUCUACAAGGACCCCCCGCCGGAUAUCAGCACCGUGAGCAACACCCUCAUGGCGGGCUACCACCACUACAACCUCGCCAGUGAACGCCUGCGCGAGUUGAUCUCACGGCCCAGUCCAGCCAACGCGGAGCCCCUUCUCGCGGCUCCCCCGCUGCUCGUCCCCUUUGCAACAGCCAGCCAGCAGAUCAACCACUGGAUUUCCAGCCGCUCAGAGGGGCAUCCAUCGCAAAAGCUCCUUGCCACAACCCCGCGAGACGUCAUCAUCCUUUCGCGCGGCAUCAGCGCUACAAUCCGGGCGCUGGCCUCCCACCCUAGCAGCUCCUCCCUCCCAACAUCCCCACAGACCUUUCUGUCUGAAGAACUCGACAACAUGGACAUGGACGCCGCGGGACUGGACACAUACAACGACAGCCCGCUUAACCCAUCUCCACCAACAACAACAACAACCCCCUUACCCCCGUCACACAACCACCCAAUGUACCACAUCAUCAAAAGCACUAGCGAAGCGGCAUUCGCCAAGCUCCAAGACCGUCUCGAUUCCGCCUUUAUCUUCUCCUCGCCCACCUCGCAAUCCGAAAACACAACUCUCAACCCCUCCGCCCUCGCCGCCUGCGCCUCAGCCCUCGACUACAUCUCCACCCUCCGCUCCGCCGUCUUCCCCCCCUCCCACCUCGCCCCCGGCGAAACCACCAUCCCCCUCCCACCCACAAUGACCCACACCCCUCACCUCCCCACAAUCCCCCCCUGGCUCGCAGCCUUCACCUGCCGCCCCUCCACCCCGUCCCCAACAGCCCACAUGACCCGCCCCUUCCUCAGCCUCUUCGUGCACGCCCCGCAGGCCUACCUCGACCUGACCCUGCCCCUCCUGGACAAACGCCUCGAGGGCCCGAUGCACAAUACGACGCCCGGGGGCGUGCACGACGAACUCGGUGUCGUUGAGGCGCUUGCCCUCGAUAUCUAUGCGCAUUGGAGCGUGCUGAUGUUUCUGGUCGCCGAGGAGAGCUGGUUUAUUGGGAAGCUGCCGCAGAUUACGCUGGCGGGGAUGCUGAAUCGGUUUGGGGAGGAUUUUGUCGCGAAAAUUUGGGGGGUUGCGAGUGCGAGUGCGAAUGCGUCUUCGGGGACUGGUGUCACUGCGGGGCAGGGGCAGGAGUGUGGGGAGUGGUGGCCGAGUAGUAUGUUGAGGAUUCAGAGAGAGAUUGGGAGAUAUCGAUAGCAUCAGCGUCAGCAUCAGCAUCAGCAUCAGCAUCAUGGAUGAUGCGGUAGAUUGGGGUUGGGAAGUGGAAUUGUACCAUGUUGUAGAAAAGGGUGGCUCAUAGAUUAGAUUUUUUGAUUUUUUUUUUUUUGGCGUUUGGAGCUCGUUUGUUAUGAGAUAUACGGAUUACGACUUGGAUAUUCCAUACACGUGGUGAAAGCACAGAGAUAAAAAGUAACGACGUCCAGCUUGAAAGCUUUUUGAUUGAAACGAGGACAAGAAAGGGGAUUUACCUUACAUGCUGCUUAUAUCAUAGAAGGCUUGGCAGGGACGAGAUCCUCCAGUUGUGAUAAUGAUACAGUGUAGUACGGGUAUAUACAAAUACGCUGAGAAUAAGAGCCUAGAUAUUACUGGAGU
Molecule: messenger RNA, 2192 nt
Organism: Aspergillus calidoustus
Lineage: Eukaryota; Fungi; Ascomycota; Eurotiomycetes; Eurotiales; Aspergillaceae
Source: the annotation of a GenBank genome assembly